Messenger RNA from Boleophthalmus pectinirostris (great blue-spotted mudskipper), 3612 nucleotides. It is a transcript of the gene cars1, whose product is annotated as cysteinyl-tRNA synthetase 1. The transcript is spliced from 23 exons. The coding region runs from base 131 to 2605 and encodes 824 amino acids. Gene Ontology annotation, cellular component: cytoplasm. Gene Ontology annotation, molecular function: ATP binding; cysteine-tRNA ligase activity. NCBI's taxonomy places the organism in Eukaryota, Metazoa, Chordata, Actinopteri, Gobiiformes, Gobiidae. Gene Ontology annotation, biological process: cysteinyl-tRNA aminoacylation. The record is from RefSeq and is a predicted model, not a curated record.
CUGCAAAAACCGUUCCCACCGAAUCCAUAGUACAAACGAAGGUUCCGGUUCCUAAACGUCAGCAUAAAGUAUCGGCUCAUCUUCCGGGCACGUUAUUGUUGCAUCAGCACCCAACCAUCCUCAGUCUACAAUGUCGACCUCAGGAGAGCCAGUGUUCCCCUUCGAACCCCUGCUCCAGAUCACAGACGCGACCGAGCUCUCCGAAGCUCUGGACCGUUACCUGGAGACACGCAGUUACCUGAGCGGCUUCGGCCCCUCCCACAUCGACCACAAAACUGCUAAACUGCUCCGUACCCCCCCGCCCCCACGACUCAAGCACGCCCUCCGCUGGUACAGGCACAUAACUGCGCUGCAGCCACUCGAAGACUCAGGGCAGGACUCAAACUGCAUGAAAGGGAAGCGUGUGCAGCCGUCCUGGUCGGCUCCAUCAGGAACUGAAGUCCCUCAGCUCAGACUCUACAACAGCCUCACCAGGAGCAAGGAGCUGUUUGUUCCUCAGAAGGGAAACAAAGUCACAUGGUACUGCUGCGGCCCCACAGUGUACGACGCCUCGCACAUGGGACACGCCAGGUCGUACAUUUCCUUUGACAUUCUGCGGAGGAUACUGAAGGACUAUUUUAAAUAUGACGUCCUUUACUGCAUGAACAUCACAGACAUCGAUGAUAAGAUCAUUAAAAGAGCGAGACAGAACUACCUUUUGGAGCAGUACAGAGACAAACAUCCCUCAGCCGCUCAGAUCCUGCAGGACGUCGUGAGCGCCCGAGGGCCGUUCCAGUCGAGUCUGUCCUCCACCACAGAUCCCGAUAAGAAGCAGAUGAUGGAGAGACUCGACGCCGCUGUCACUGCUGCUCUUCAGCCACUAGAGGCCGCUGUGAACAACAAGGCCCCAGACACAGAGCUGCAGCCGCUCGCACAGACCCUGUUGGAGAGCUCUAAGGACCUGCUCUCUGAUUGGUUGGACAAACAGUUCGGGAGCUCCGUCACCGAAAACUCCAUCUUCAACACUUUACCUAAAUACUGGGAGGCCGAGUAUCACAAGGACAUGGACGCACUCAAUGUCCUUCCCCCCGACGUCUUGACUCGGGUCAGCGAGUACGUGCCAGAGAUCGUGGAGUUUGUCGAGAGGAUCGUCAAAAAUGGAUACGGAUAUGAAUCAAACGGCUCGGUGUAUUUUGACACGGCGAAGUUCGAUGGCAGUCCUCAGCACUCGUACGCCAAACUGGUCCCAGAGGCAGUAGGAGAUCAGAAGGCCCUACAGGAGGGAGAGGGAGACCUGAGCAUCUCCGCAGACAGACUGAGUGAGAAAAAGUCUCAGAAUGACUUUGCCCUGUGGAAAGCCUCCAAACCUGGGGAACCGUCCUGGGACUCCCCCUGGGGAAAGGGCAGACCGGGCUGGCACAUCGAGUGCUCUGCGAUGGCUGGGACCAUUCUGGGAGAAUCUAUGGACAUCCACGGAGGAGGCUUCGACCUGCGCUUCCCUCACCAUGACAAUGAACUCGCUCAGUCCGAAGCCUACUUUGAUAACGAUUACUGGGUGCGUUACUUCCUGCACACGGGGCAUCUGACCAUCGCCGGCUGCAAAAUGUCCAAAUCUCUGAAGAACUUCAUCACCAUCAAAGACGCUCUGGCCAAAAACACCGCUCGUCAGCUCCGUCUGGCGUUCCUGAUGCACGCCUGGAAAGACACGUUGGAUUAUUCCUCCAACACCAUGGAGUCGGCCGUGCAGUACGAGAAGUUCAUGAGUGAGUUUUUCCUGAACGUAAAAGACGUCCUCCGAGCGCCCACUGACAUCACAGGGCGCUUUGAGAAGUGGGAGGAGCCAGAGAUCGAGCUCAACAACAGUUUCUACGAGAGGAAGCGCCUGGUGCACGAGGCCCUGUGUGACAACAUGGACACUCGUACGGCUCUGGAGGAGAUGAGGCUCCUGGUCAGCCACAGCAACAGCUACGUCGCCAACAGGAAGAGCGCGAAACUACGACCCAACAGGAUGCUACUGGAAAGCAUCGCAACCUACCUCACAUACAUGCUCAAGGUGUUUGGAGCCAUUGAAGGAUCAGAGCCCAUUGGUUUCCCAGUGGGAGGACAAGGCCAGAGCGUGGAUUUGGAGAGCACAGUGAUGCCGUACCUCACAGUGUUAUCGGACUUCAGAGAGAAAGUUCGCAAAAUCGCCAGAGAACAGAAAGUGACUGAGUUGUUGCAGCUUUGUGAUGUGGUUCGUGACGACACUUUGCCAGAACUCGGCGUCAGACUGGAGGACCACGAAGGACUGCCCACUGUGGUGAAGCUGGUCGACCGAGAGACGCUGCUGAAGGAGAGAGAAGAGAAGAAAAAGUUGGAAGAGGAAAAGAAGAGAAAGAAGGAAGAGGCAGCUAAAAAGAAACAAGAACAAGAGAUGGCUAAACUGGCCAAGAUGAAGAUCCCUCCGUGUGAACUGUUCCGCUCAGAGACUGACAAAUAUUCAAAGUUUGAUGAAACGGGUUUUCCGACUCACGACACAGAAGGGAAGGAGCUGAGCAAAGGCCAGGCCAAAAAACUGAGGAAACUCUUCGAAGCUCAGGAAAAACUACACAACGAAUAUCUGCAAAUGAACCAAAACGGCAACUGAAUAAAGACUUCCUGUUUUAUCUCCUACAAACAACUUACAAAUAAUGGGGCCAUUCUAGUUCAACACAUCAUACACUUUUGUAGCAAGUUCAUUUUUUAAUAUUUUGGAAAUGGUGGAUGUAAUUAAAUGUAAUAGAAUAAUUGAUAAAGUAGGAUUUAUAUAAAAAAACAAAACUGGUGGAACAUCUGACACUGCCAUAUUACUAAAAAUAAUUUCUUAUUUUUGGUAUUUUUCCAAUGAAAUUUAAAGUUACAGUGGCAGAAAAAGAAUAAUAAUAAUGGGUCAAAUAUUAGUUAAUUUCAUACAUUUUGAAUAUUGUGGGCAAAAUGUGUAAUUAAGUAAAAAAAAAAAAAAUAGGCAGAAUUGUAUAAAUAAGUUGUGCAAUAAAAGUAAAUAUUAAAAAUGGGGAAACCACUGCUCAUCGGAAACUACAAUUUGUGAUCUGACAAAGCAGUUGCUGAAAAUUAAAGCCUCACUGCGUAACAUUUCAGCCAUUAAUUAGACUAUAAUGAAAGUAUUAAACAUAUUUUCAUGGUAUUUUACAAAAACUCUUGUAAUAAAAAAGUAAUAAUGUUUGAUUUUAGUUUGUUUAAUGGUUGAAAUGUUACACAGUGUGGCUUUAAUAAUUACAUAUACGUAGUGAUUAGUAAUAGAAGGAAAUAGAUGCAAGAAUGAAAAAAAUAAAAAUAUAUAAAUGGCUGAAUAGGACUCUUUGAAAUGAAGUUUUUAAGAACUAGCUGAAUUUGCUUUGUCAGUUUUCACAAGUUUAAACUUUUAAACUACAGCGUGUUUUCAUGUUUUUGGAUCAUUUAUAAGAGAAGAGUUUACUGGGUUUUCUGAGCAGCUCUUUCACAUAAACGUGUGUCUCCUCUACAGAUAUUACACUGAAGGCCUUUAUUUCUACAUCCUCCUCAUCCUGUAUAAAGUUUUACAUAGGGAAGUAUUGUCUUUGUUUUUGUCAUUUGUAUGAGCAGAUUUUUAAAUAAAAUCUACCGUCCGUCUGGUUA